AUGGAAGUGGAAGGCAAUCAGACAUUAGUUACUGAUUUUGUCUUGGUUGGGUUUACAACAGACCCAUUUCUACAGAUAAUCUUCUUUGUGGUGUUCUUGGCCUUCUACACCCUAACACUGACUGGGAACCUGGGCCUCAUAGCACUGAUCUACCUAGACUCCCGCUUGCACACACCCAUGUACUUCUUUGUGGGCAACCUUUCCUUUCUAGAUGUCUGGUACUCCUCAGUCUACACUCCACGGAUAUUGUCUGACUGUGUCUCCAAGAACAACCACAUGUCCCUUGCUGGUUGCGUAGCCCAGUUCUUCUUCUCUGCUGGAUUAACCUUCAGUGAAUGCUUCCUACUGGCUUUCAUGGCCUAUGACCGCUUUGUGGCCAUCUGCAACCCACUCCUUUACACCACUGCCAUGCCAAAGAAGCUCUGUGUCCAGCUGGUGCUAGGAGCUUAUGUAGCAGGCUUUGCUAAUUCCAUUGUACACACUGGAAACACCUUCCGUCUACGUUUCUGUGGUAGUAAUGUUAUCAACCACUACUUUUGCGAUGUGCUACCACUUGUGAAGAUGGCCUGUGAUGACACACGAGUGCAUGAAAUCAUCUUGAAAGCUACUAUUGGUUGUAAUUUGGUAGUAACCACAGCUGUCAUUGUGAGUUCCUACAUUGGGAUUGUGGCAGCUAUAGUUCGCAUCCAUUCAGCUGCAGGGAGACGCAAAGCCUUCUUCACUUGUUCGGCUCACCUGGUUUCAGUCACCCUCUUUUAUGGCUCCAUUCUCAUCAUGUACUCCAAGUCCGACUCUCAGCACACUCCCAGUUGGGACAAGGCAAAUGCAUUGUUCUAUACAGUAGUUAACCCUUUGGUCAACCCUUUGAUUUACAGCUUACGCAACAAAGAUGUGAAGGCAGCCUUCAAGAACAUCUGGGGGAGAUUUCUAGCACACAAAUAA
Python bivittatus (Burmese python) is the source of this 942-nucleotide messenger RNA. RefSeq names its product olfactory receptor 9G4-like. The record is from RefSeq and is a predicted model, not a curated record. Gene Ontology annotation, molecular function: olfactory receptor activity; G protein-coupled receptor activity. Gene Ontology annotation, biological process: G protein-coupled receptor signaling pathway. Lineage: Eukaryota; Metazoa; Chordata; Lepidosauria; Squamata; Pythonidae. Gene Ontology annotation, cellular component: membrane.